AUGAAAACGCAAUCAUCAUCCUUACCCAUCCAUGAACGAGUAGGGAAGCAGGGAAGACUCAUUUCCAUCCUGAGAGAGCAAGAUGCCCUAAAGAAAUCCCACUCCAUCCAGGGAGAUGCCACCCGCUUCCGAAACGCACUCCAUCUCCAUGACGACUGCGACACGAAGGAUGUGAAGACGGCAGACCAAGUACAAAGAGAGGCACGAUGGAAGGAGAAACCGCUUCACGGCCAGCAUCCCAAGUUCAUGGAUAAACCAUCCAUCGACUCGGACUUCAACUACAACUGGCUGAAGAAGGAACUGUUGAAUGCCGAGACAAAGAGCAACAUCCUAGCCAUUCAGGACCAGUGCAUUAGAACUCGUAACUACGAGAAGCACAUCCUGAAGCUGGAUGUGGAAGACCGCUGCAGAUGCUGUCAUGGACCACCCGAAACGUUCCAAAGUGAGUAUAUUAUGGCGGAACUUGUUGCUCGUUGCAGUGCAUCGACGAACUACGCAGAACGGCUGCUGACGACGAACGCGAUCGUGAACUCGACGGGCGAGGUGACCCUGCUCACUGGUGCGAUUUUCCGCUCCACUUGCGACGUUGACGUCACCUAUUUCCCAUUCGAUAUCCAGAAUUGCACCAUGCCAUUUGGGUCCUGGUCCCAGGACAUGACCAAGGUAACUUGCUCGCUCCCUUUCCGGCCAAUGCUGAGUUUGAAGCUGAGAAUUGAGGUCAUUCGGAUCCUGAUGGAAUCGGACCAUAACAAAACGUUGGAGCUGAUGUCAUAUAUUCAGAACGAGGAGUUCACACUAGAAUCUUACGAGGCAACGAAGAGUUUGGAACCGGAUCCGUGUUGUCCGAAUCCCUUUUCCGCAGUGACCUAUGCCAUUCUGAUCAAACGCCGUACAUCAUUCUUCGUCGUUAGCUAUGUCCUUCCCAUGGUCGUCAUCAACAUCCUUGCGUUCCUGAUGCCGAGCGAGAGUGGGGAGAAGGUGACGCUGGGAAUCUCCGCCAUGCUCACGGCCAUCGUAUUCCUCAUGACCAUCCGUGAUGUCCUCCCGCCCUCCGAAAAUAUGCCUCUCAUAGGUACUAUGUUCAACCAUGGAAUCUCCAUCACUCUUGGACAGUGCACUCGAUCCAAUAUGUCAUUGGAAGUGGCGUUGAGCAGCUUCAUCCUAUACAUUCAUCACCUGAGGGACAUCCAGGUGUCCCUUCGGAUCCAGAUCGUGUGUCGGUUGUUGGCCAAACUUACGUGUAUGAAGGAGCCAAGAUUCCGCACCGUGAUGAUGGGAGUAUGUGAGAACGAGAAAGGGAAGAUGGAAUUUUCCGACGGGAUACCAGUUCCUUCUCUCUUCGGUUCUAAGACGAAGUCGAGUAGACGCCAUGUUUGGAAGGGCCCAGUCGGACCCAUAUGGAAGGAUUCGAUGACUGGUGAAGAGGUGAGGCCAGAAUUGAAUGGUGUGAGUAAUCGGGAGUUAGAGCCCUACAUGUACCGUGGCCCCGACCCGUUCCCUUAG
Messenger RNA from Darwinula stevensoni, 1503 nucleotides. The record is from the annotation of a GenBank genome assembly. NCBI's taxonomy places the organism in Eukaryota, Metazoa, Arthropoda, Ostracoda, Podocopida, Darwinulidae.